Spea bombifrons (plains spadefoot toad) is the source of this 4041-nucleotide messenger RNA. It is a transcript of the gene NHSL3, whose product is annotated as KIAA1522 ortholog. Gene Ontology annotation, biological process: cell differentiation. NCBI's taxonomy places the organism in Eukaryota, Metazoa, Chordata, Amphibia, Anura, Pelobatidae. The transcript is spliced from 7 exons. The record is from RefSeq and is a predicted model, not a curated record. The coding region runs from base 280 to 3696 and encodes 1138 amino acids.
ACCCCCGGGGCCGGAAUGCGGAAGCAGUGGCUGCGGGGAGAAGAGGAGGAGUCCGGGGGAGACAGAGCGGGGUGACUCCCGGAGACAGAGCCCGGGACUGCGGAGGAGACCUGGAUUUACACACCCCAAAUACAGACACCCCCCAAGGACACGUGUAGAAGGAGAGGCGAGGGGAAGACCCGGAUUUACCGGUCCCGGCAGCCGCCUGGGUUGCUAUUCGUACGAUACACGAGCCAGGCUGGCAUAGCCAGCCCCACCAUGCCACCCACCUUGUGAACCAUGUCCACCGAGACCGCCCCACCCCCGGACCAUGAGUCUGUGCCUCCGGUGCCAGGCCCGGGCAUCACGGAGCCAAAAAAGAAGAAGCACAAACCGGGCACCUUGCGGCGGGCUCUGAGCUGGCUCCGUGGGCGCAGGAAGAAGAAGCCAGAGGCCAAGCAGCAAGAGAGCAAAGCUCAACCCAAAAAUGAUGGCGAUUCCCAACCUACAACUGCUCCCGGAGAUGAACCCCCUGAAAAUGUUUUCUUUCCUUCCGGAAGCACACCCUUCCUGGAAGAUAUCCACAACCAGGCUCAAGAGGGCCUUAAAUCUCUGCAGAGAAGAGAGAAACAGAACAAGAACAACACGCAGGAUGAGAACAAGAGCCCCCAGACCCCGCUUGAUACUGCUGAAAACGGAGUCAGCGCUCAUUCGCUUCCUUCCGCCACAGAAAACACUGAUGAUGCUAUGUCCGUUCGUUCAGAGAUGAUACAACGCAAAGGCUCUACUUUUAGGCCUCAUGAUCCACCGAGAAGUCCCUCAGGGAGGUCAGGAAGGAAGCAUAGACAGAAAAGGGCCACUGUGGUGGGUGUCCCACAUCACAUUGCUGCAGAACUUGGGCUCCAGUCCCGUUCCUCAGCCUCACACCGGGGCAUCCAUGAGCUUUUUCCACAGGCAGACCAAGGCAUGACUAAGCUUGGAACUUGUGUCCCUGUGGUGAAUGGCUCUCCAGGGUCAGAACAAGAAUUUGUAGUGAUUCCCACAGUGGAUGGUAACCAGACUGCAAGACCACAGGAUGGAGCUCGUGUUUCGCUGGCAGCACUGGAGAACACUGAGGCUGCUCUUCAGCGACAUAUAAACAGGGUGUAUCAAGAUGACAGCUGUAUUGGCUGGAAGUCUGGACCAAAGAUAUCCCCCUUGCUUCUUCGUCCAAAGUCUUUGGCCGUCCCUGGCAUGACUACGCAUUCCUCCCAGAACGACCCUGUGGGCCCUGUCAUGUCGAUAUCACCACAGGCCACAUAUAUGUCUAAAAUAAUUCCCAAUGCAGUGUUGCCUCCUAUGGUCGAUGUGGUGGCACUAAGCCGAUCCAGUGUUCGGACUCUAAGCCGCUGUAGUCUGACAACAGCCAGCCCAGCAUCAGUGCGUGGAUCCUUACUCAGAGGAAGGGGUCAGUCUUUCUCCAGUGACGCGUGGAGUCGCUCUCAGUCCACCGAGACCAUUGUUUCAGACUCCUCCACUAUUUCCUCUCAUGGAGGAGGACACACACGGGAGACAGGUGAAAGGCAUGAGUCAGGUCUGAGUACAGGUAGAACAUCUCCUGCUCCUAGCACAGGCACCCAAGACGAGUCAGAUGCUGCCAGUAUGUGUAGUGGCCGCUCGUCCAUUCGUAGUGUGUCCUUGCGUAAGAACAAGAAAGCUCCACUGCCUCCUAAGCGAACCUAUUCACUGCAGCAGCAGAGGGGCAUGGGACUCCCUCCCAGGCCUGAAAGGAAACCUUCCAGUAAGCCUAACCAUGCACCGGAUCCUUGGGUGUUGCGAACAGGUGGGAUGGCAGUAGAGAAUGAUGUGUUUUCAACAGCCUUGGAUGAAGUCAAACUGAACUCCCCCAGUAGGUCAGACAGAACUCUGUCGCCUUCCAGUGGUUAUUCCAGCCAAAGUGGGACUCCCACUCUGCCUGCAAGGGCUCUGAUUGAGUAUCCAGAGUCUCCUGGCUCACGUAAGAAAAUACCCACAAAGCCAGAGAGGACCAGUCUUGUUAAGUCAAUAGCUGUUGAUCCCACAACUACUUUAUCUUCUACUGAAAAAACUUCUCCUGUUCUUGCUAGUCCCCCAAGAGCUGGCUCUUCCAUGCCAUACCAAGAACGGCAAGACCUUAUUCCCCCACACCCAAAAGUGCCUGCUCCAUUGUGCCCACCACCCAUCAAGGCACUGGUGGGAAGCCAAAAAUCCACUCCACCUCCAUCUCCACCACCCACUCAUCAUCCCACACCACCACCAGCACGGAAAUCUGAGUCAGAUGCUGAUGUCUCAAAUUCUGCAUUAGAGGAGACUGUUCAAAAGGAAUCUUUGUGGCCUCCACCACCUCCUGAGGUUCCAGAUGAGCAGGAUCUGUCUAUGGCUGAUUUUCCACCACCUGCAGAUGAACUAUUUUUACCCCCUCCGACAGCCCUUGAACCAGAAGGCCCUCUCACAACUGAACAGUUACCUGUUGUUGCUCGUGAUGACCAUGAUUUACUUGCUGAAAGAACAUCAAAAAUAAUUACCAAUGAAGAGAAGCCUUUGAACAUUACCAAUGCUUUCAUGGCCCAGCCUGCUCCUGUGCCACACUUUGCCACAGAGUCUUCCACAGCUCAAGAGCCACCUUUAGCUAAAGAGCAAUCAGCACCUUCUGUCCCUCUGUCUUCAGAUUCCUCAAAGACUCACCUGGUUCCAUCUUCGAAUAUAGAGCCUCCUUCACCUGCUCCUCCAGGAACCUCAACAUAUAAACCACAUUUUAUUACCACUACAUCAACUUUAACCACUGACAUUAACAACAUUGAACCUACUGUGCCACAUGUUCCUUUGGAUCCACCUGAUAUCGCUUUAAAAGAAACUGUUUCCAAAGAAUCAAGUGAAACCACUGUAUCAUCAUCUCAUUCAGUAACUACUGUUCCACAGUCUGCUGUUGUAUCAGCAGACUGCACUGUUCCAGUGAUGCCAGACACCACCAGCACACGCCCCACCCCAAGUGUCUGGAAACCUGUCAUUGCCCCUGGAGGAAGUCCUAAGAAAGUGGCUGCACCCAUUCAAAAUGCUGCAUUGUCUCAAAAAGAAGAUGCUAACUUGCCCAUUGUCACACCUUCCUUAUUGCAGAUGGUUCGCCUGCGUUCUGUACAAGUUAGAGGACCACAGGUGCACAGCACUCAACAUUCAUCUGGACUCCCUGCCCCUCAGAAACCAGUUCGCAAAUCCUUGUCCCUUAGGUCCCCUCCAGGACCAGACUCUCCCCCAGGGGAAGUUCCUGUGGGAUCUUCACAUCUGCCUCUGAAGUCCCCAGAUCCAGAUCCUUCUUCACACAGAUCCUCAGCUUCUGCUGCUAGCUUUGUAUUUGCUCGGGGAUCCAAGAAGUUUGUGUUUGAGCCUCCUGCAUCCCAAGAAGCUGAGUCAUCCUUAAAGAAGGAUCUUGUGACUGAACUUAAAUCAUACGGGGGACCACGCAGCCCAGAGGGUAAACCACCACUUCAGAAAAAGCCUAGCAAGAUCCCCCCACCUGUUGCAAGGAAACCAUCAUUGGGUAUACCACGAACCCCCAACAGUCCUCAGACGCCUAACAGCCCUUUGACAUCAACUGCAGGCAGCAAUGGCAGUGUAUUCACACCAUCCAGUGCAGGGCCAUCUUCACAAGUAACUGGCACAGAUGUAGCUGUGACAAUGGCAGGCCAUGAGCAGCAAAACUAGAACCCUGUGGGACAAGCCUGGCCGGUUGUGGGGAUAUUCAGGGAUGUGCUGUCUCAGGGACGCCUCUGCAGGAGAUCCCCGCGUACUACUGGAUUCACACAAUUUGCCUUAACCAUGGACAGCCUUGGUUUUUAUACAACUGGUGAUGGAUUUCACUUUAAUCUACUAACUGUCCUUGGACUGGAGAGGUUCUGUUUCACCAUGACUUGGCUUGGAGCUCCCUCUGUUGGGGACAACGUGAUUCUGCAACGUUCUCAACAAACUGAUGCUGGACUGUUUGAAAUUUUAGCUUUUUAAAUAAUUUUAGUUUUUUUUCUUUUUAAGCUCCUUGGCUUCUAAAUCAGU